AUGGCUCUAGGUACCACAUCCUCGAGCAGGAUUUGUGGGGGUCACUUGGUUACUAGGUUAGCCCUAUCUUUUGGGGUAGAUACUAGUGGGAUGGUCCUUAUAUCUAUCCAGGAGUUGGGUAUUACAGCCCUUGGGAAGAUGCGGAUACCUAGGCACGUGAAGCCUGAUCGUCCGGAGCCUACUCUUGGAGAUGUAAUGCGGGGUCUUACCAAUGUACAGGAUGAGCAUCAUUGCCUGAUGGUUUCGCUUGUCGCGAUGAUGCGACAUCUGGGGAUGGAUCAUCCGCCAUUUCCUAGUGCGGAUCCCGUUGUACCACCCCCUUCUCAGUCACGCAACAAUGGUUACGAUGGUGUCGGUCCUUCAAGCACGCAUCCUGGAGACACCGAUGAUGACGACGACGAUGACGACAACAAGGAGACCAAGACCAAGUCGGAGGGUAGUGAGGAGUAG
Lactuca saligna is the source of this 450-nucleotide messenger RNA. NCBI's taxonomy places the organism in Eukaryota, Viridiplantae, Streptophyta, Magnoliopsida, Asterales, Asteraceae. The record is from the annotation of a GenBank genome assembly.